Messenger RNA from Chaetomium fimeti, 1475 nucleotides. RefSeq lists its product as uncharacterized. Bases 334 to 990 code for a protein of 218 amino acids. The record is from RefSeq and is a predicted model, not a curated record. The transcript is spliced from 2 exons. NCBI's taxonomy places the organism in Eukaryota, Fungi, Ascomycota, Sordariomycetes, Sordariales, Chaetomiaceae.
CAUCCGACGGUACUUUAUUGAUCAGCUCAAGGAACAAGUCUUUUGACUAAACAGCUGAGACCUUGCUGACCUUGUCAAUAUGCAUGCCGAGACUUAAUUUGUGUCAGAUAUUCCUACUAAUUCUGGGACAUCAACAAGCAGCGCCCUAAUAAAUAGUAGUGGUUAAUCCAUCCAUCUGUCACCGCUUUCCUCUCACAAUUCUGGUUCCGUAUGGAAACUAUCUACCCUCACACAACCUCAAAUAUUUAUCCAACCCAGCCAUACUCGGGAUUUUUCGAAUAAACCCCUUAACAUACCUCCCUAAUAACCCGAACACCAAACACCAAACCCACAAUGUCUUUCCUCAACACAACCGCCACAGUAACCCACACCACCCGCUUCCCGCGAGGCCGGACCCGCGCCCAGGCCAUCGCCAUGCUCUCCGACCACCAGUUCUUCCUAUCAUGCGACCCCCACAUGACCAAGUCCGAGCUGAUCCCGCAAGCGGAGCACGCCACCCUCACCCCUCCCCCGGCCGUGCCGGACUACGUCAAAACCGAGCUCCGCGCCCGGCCCCAACCCCAGUCUGGUUCUGAACCCUCCCAGGAUGGCGAGGCGGGUGGGGAGGCAGCGGCGGAAACGGUGCCCGAAUGCUACCGCGUCACGGACAUCGUGCACGCCAUCCCCGCGGGGAUAUGGGAUACCAAUGUGGUUAGUAUCUUUGAGCUUACGGAUAUUGAGGACGGGCUGUUUGUGCGGAUCAGGAGCCCGCUGUCGAUUGUGAUGGAGACGUUUUGGCGGGUGAGGGAGGUUGCUGGUGCUGAGGAGGGAGAGGGAGGGGGUGAUGAUGAUGAUGAUGGUGAGGCGGGCCCGGGGUUGGAGCUGGUGGAGGAUGUUACGAUAAGGUGCUCGAGGUUGUUGGUGGGGAUUGUGAAGGGGCAGUGUGAGACUGAUUGGGAGGGGAUUCAUGGGAAGAUGGUUGCGAGGUUGGAUGGGGAGGGGGGGAAAUAGGGUGAGAAAUAGGGGGUGUGGAAGUCCUAGCCCAGGGUGGGUGGUCCUCGAUGCACUUUUUGGGUGAUGGUCUUGGGAGGGAAGUAGCAAGUGGGGAUGCUUGUGAGGACGUGCUGGGCGUAAAUUCAUGACAAAAGCUGGACGCUGGUCAUUUCCAUGAUGAUAUUUCCAGGAAGUUGGUCUUGUGCUGGAUUUAGUAGUCGUCGCAAGUAGAUGUGAGGAGAUGGGAUGGACGCAUCAUCCUAUGUAACUAAAAUGGAGAACCGUCUCGUCUCAACUUUGGUGAUAAAGCGAUUAAAGGUCAUAAAGAACUGUAACAAACUGAAAGGUACACAUCAUUGGGAAAUAUUGUCAUGAAGUCCCACCAGCAAAGUGAAAGGUUUCCAAUACACUGAUGAUCAUAGAACUCAACACAAGGAAAAGUCGAGGUCCGGCGGCCAGCGUGAUGGAACUCCAAAAGAUUGAAAAGUUCACGUUUCAGUGCC